Loxodonta africana (African savanna elephant) is the source of this 6854-nucleotide messenger RNA. It is a transcript of the gene PPM1L, whose product is annotated as protein phosphatase, Mg2+/Mn2+ dependent 1L. Lineage: Eukaryota; Metazoa; Chordata; Mammalia; Proboscidea; Elephantidae. The record is from RefSeq and is a predicted model, not a curated record. Bases 647 to 1729 code for a protein of 360 amino acids. The transcript is spliced from 4 exons. Gene Ontology annotation, molecular function: protein serine/threonine phosphatase activity; cation binding. Gene Ontology annotation, biological process: negative regulation of canonical NF-kappaB signal transduction; positive regulation of canonical Wnt signaling pathway; peptidyl-threonine dephosphorylation. Gene Ontology annotation, cellular component: cytosol; nucleus.
CAGAGCUGGGCCAACAGCCUGCGGCUAAGCGCGGAUCGAGCCCCCGUACCCCCGUCUCUGCUCAAGCUUCCGCAAAACUUUUAUUCUCUGAAUGUGUGAAGGACUUGGAGCGCUUCGCCAGCUCAGGGUUCCCCUACAGCGGCGGCCGAGGGGACUUGCAUCCCUCGCCCGCCAGCUCUCCCGCCCUGCGCUUCCUCACCUGCUGCUCACUCCCCGGAGCCGUAAGGGGCACCCCUGGAGGGACCGCGCAGGAGCCGCCGCCCCGAACUCUCUCGGCCACCGCAGCUCACCCGCCCGGCCGCAACUUUAACUUGAUUGCUCUCGCCAAGUCUGGGUACCCGCGGCAGCUGCUGCCUCACAAAAGGGCGCGGGGAGGGGAGGCGGCGCGGGUGGCGGGUUCGGAGGUCCGUGCGCAGGACGCUGGCCUAGAGCAUCAGAGGCGGGUAAACAAAAGGGAAACUGCCUCGGCUCGCAGUGCCCGCUCAGAGCAGCCUGCUCGUCCGCCUCCCGCUCGGCUCCUCACCCCUGUCCCCGGUUCUCGAUUGCCGCUCCGCCUCCGUCCCUGCGGGCGGCCCCCGCAGUGUUCUGAGCCCCGGCGAGCCUUCGGGGCGCGCAUCGCUUUUGGUUGGGGCUCUAGCGGUAAUAAAUGAUAGAGGAUACAAUGACUUUGCUGUCUCUGCUGGGUCGCAUCAUGCGCUACUUCUUGUUAAGACCCGAGACGCUGUUCCUGCUGUGCAUCAGCCUGGCGCUAUGGAGUUAUUUCUUCCACACUGACGAGGUGAAGACCAUCGUCAAGUCUAGCCGGGACGCUGUGAAGAUGGUGAAGGGCAAGGUGGCGGAGAUCAUGCAGAACGAUCGGCUUGGGGGUCUCGACGUGCUCGAGGCCGAGUUUUCCAAGACCUGGGAGUUCAAGAGCCACAACGUGGCUGUGUACUCCAUACAGGGCCGAAGAGACCACAUGGAGGAUCGCUUUGAAGUCCUUACGGACCUGGCCAACAAGACGCACCCGUCCAUUUUCGGAAUCUUCGACGGGCACGGGGGCGAGACUGCAGCUGAAUAUGUAAAAUCUCGACUCCCAGAGGCCCUGAAACAGCAUCUUCAGGAAUAUGAGAAAGACAAAGAGAACAGUGCACUGUCUUACCAGACCAUCCUUGAACAGCAGAUCCUGUCAAUUGACCGAGAAAUGCUGGAGAAGUUGACUGUGUCCUAUGAUGAAGCAGGCACAACAUGUUUGAUUGCUCUGCUAUCAGAUAAAGACCUCACUGUGGCCAAUGUCGGCGACUCACGUGGCGUCCUGUGUGACAAGGACGGGAAUGCCAUUCCUUUGUCUCAUGACCACAAGCCUUACCAACUGAAGGAAAGAAAGAGAAUAAAGAGAGCUGGUGGUUUCAUCAGUUUUAAUGGUUCCUGGAGGGUCCAGGGCAUCCUGGCCAUGUCUCGGUCCCUGGGGGAUUAUCCACUCAAAAAUCUCAACGUGGUCAUCCCUGACCCAGAUAUCCUGACCUUUGACCUGGACAAGCUCCAGCCCGAGUUCAUGAUCUUGGCAUCAGAUGGCCUCUGGGAUGCUUUCAGCAAUGAAGAAGCUGUUCGAUUCAUCAAGGAGCGCUUGGAUGAACCUCACUUUGGGGCCAAGAGCAUAGUUUUACAGUCAUUUUACAGAGGCUGCCCUGACAAUAUAACAGUCAUGGUAGUGAAGUUCAGGAAUAGCGGCAAAACAGAAGAGCAGUGAACCCUCCAAGGGUCUCAGCUGCCUUACACUAAAGGACUUUCAACACACUGGUCUGUUUUUAAUGUAAUGAAAGGUGUGGGAGUUAGGAUCAUCCAUCCCAGGCAUGGGUUUCCCUCUCCCUGGUGGUCUUAGAUCUAUAUUCGGUGAUGAACAGAAGGUGCUUUUGGCCAAUGUAUCUGAGAGGCUGAAAAAUGGUUUCUUCAUGUUUCCCCAACGCUUCAUCCGAUGUUCAAAAUAUAUAAAUAUAUAGCUGUAGAUUCACUUGUAUGAUGUGAAUGGCGUAGGCGCCAUAUAUCUCCCUUUGAAGGUUCUUUUAAGGAUCCCUUGCAAGGUCUUCCAGGCAUCAGACUUUGUGCCAUCCCUUUGGAGGAGUGGGCUGGGCAAGCUUCCCAGAGCUACAGGAUGCAGGCUGUAGAGUCACCUGUGAGUCAGAGGCUGACGUGCCAGCACCCUUUGCCAAGAGGCAGGGGUGCCCUGCGAACAUCUUUGUCCUCUUGAGCCUGGAUUUUCUGCUCAGCAGCAACCCAGAGGCAGAUUUGGAAUAGUUUCUUACUCUUCGGCUGCUCUCGGAGACUGAAGGAAGUGAGGAUGGGAGAUCAGUGGCAGGUGCCUUCACAGCAGAAAUCACCCUUUUCCCUGGCUCCUUUUAUUAGUUAAAUAGACGUGCGUAUCACCUGACCAGCCUUUGUGUGUUUAUCCUAAUCAUGCAUGAAUGACCUUAAUAACCUUUUGCUUACGCCUUACCUUAUAUAAUCAAAAAACAAACCAAACUGUUCUGCCCCAUAGGGUUUCCAAGGAGCAGCUGGAGGAUUCGAACUGCUGACCUUUUGAUUAGAAGCCAGGCUCUUCACGACUGUACCACCAGGGCUCCCCUUUGUAGUAGGCAGCUGUUGAACUUCACCACCAGGCAGUUUUUUUGUCUUACAUUACCAAGAAACCAUAUUAGGGGAAGUUAGAAAAAGCAAAUCACAGUGGUGGUAUUCAGCCAUAAUUCCUUCCACCCUUAAGGGUAGAUAGAGGAAAAGAAUGUUGAGUCACAGUGUUUGCACUAGAAAGGCUGAGCUGCUGAGGUUGCCACCCUGAACUGAGCUCCAGCUGCCAGUUUGUGUGUGUGUGUGUGUGUGUGUGUGUGUGUGUGUUUUCCUAUCUUAGUAUCUUUCAAGAGUCUUUCAAGCAGUGUUUUGAGAAGCAGCAACCUAGAAUUGUGUCUAUGUUCCUUGAAGCUGGAUGCAGAGUUCCCAGCCACUGCCGUUUGAAAUUUGGUGGUAAACAACUGGGACAAGCAUUGGAAAGGAAAGGCAGUAGCCUUUAAUAUGCGGUUGCUACUUACCGUCCAUACGAGGUACCUUCACUCAAGCAGAUGUAAACUGGCCACAAGCCGCCUGCGGGGACACCUUUGGGCCGCAUGUGUGGCGACCAACGCAGCCGGCUUGGAAUUCAGGCACAGAACAGUAUUGAUGAAGCUGUCAAGAAUUAUUUUUGGCCCAGGCUUGCUGCUUUCCAUUUCCUAUUACAAAGUCAUGUUUCCAAUCUCAGUAUUUUAUAAAUUAAUUUACAGAAAAUGCUGAGUUAUCCUGUUUGCCUGACUGAGGCACCACAAACAACCAAACAGGAUUUUUGUUGUGUUCGACCCCGUUCUGUCUGAAAUGCCAGGUGUUCGCCGGGUUUCGCUCUUGGCAAGGUUAUUGUGGUUACAGCUUCUGCAAGACCGGGUUCAGUCGCCCCCUACUGCGCAGAGUGGAGCUUUCCAGAAGCAAGUUCCCAGGGAGAAGCAGUUUACAGAUGAGAUUCCCUUGUGGCUGCGGAGGACUGCAAACCAAAAAAAAAAAAAAAGACCGUUGAGAAUUAAAAUUAAGCUUUCAAGAGCUCUGGUGGGACAAUGGUUAAAGCACUUGCCUGCUAACAGGUUGGCAUCGAAUCCACCAGCUGAUCCUUGGAAGCCCUAUGGGGCGGUUCUACUCUGAGUUGGAAUUGACCCCACAGCAGUGGGUUUGGUUUAAGGCAUUUUUAUUAUUCAUUCAUUAUUUAUUUAUUCAUUUUUUAGCCGUAGAAUGUUCUAAUACAAAACGUCUGCCACCACUUUAGAUUUAAGCAUUUGCCUGCUCAGAGACACUGAGCUUUUGGAUUUAUGCCUCUAGGGUGGAGAGUGGGGAGGGGUGUGUGGAAAACAAGAAACAAGUGCUGGCUGUGAUCAGUGAUGGGACACUUCACACCAAGGGGCCUGAGUUUGAUUGGCAAUUUAGGACAUCCUGACUCUGGAGAGUUAACCAAAGCUACCGACUAACUGAAGUUCAGGAAUAAGCGGUUUCAGCCCUUUUUACAGUACAGUCACUUUUCUUUUUUUUUUAGUUAAUGCAAAAAUACAUAAUACAAGGGAAAGACAUUUUAAAAUUCCACAAUCAUUUUAAUUGUCUAAAAUAAAAAUAGUAACAUUUUAGUGAAGAUUUUUUAAAAAGCUACGAAAUUAGUGUUUAUUUACACUGCAAUUUUUCUUAAUAGAUGGUGCUGAAGGCAGAAGUUGUAUAACUUUACCUUUAAUUGAGGCUCAAAAGGCAUCUUCUAAAUUUUGCUUUGUAGAAUUAAUUCAUUUCUGACUGUCGCCAAAUAGUGUAUUUCCAAGCUCCCUUUCUGCCUCCUCCCCACCCGACUUUGGCUUGUAGAUUUUUUUACAAGAGAGGAAUUCUAAGCAAAAGCGUCACGUUUUGAUUAAUAAUUAUGUGUGUAAAGUCAGGGUGCUUUGUUUCUUCCCAGCAGCCUCCCGGAGCUCUCCCUCCCUGACCCUUUUGCUGCUGUUGCCCUUUGGCAGACGUCACUCCUGGGGUGCCCUGUGGCCCAUGCACUGCUCUGAGUCUCUGGGGAUGAGUGAAAGGUUGAAUGUUGCCAUUAGGGAAGUUGAUCUGAGAAGUUUGCAUAAGAAACUUCCCUAAAAAAGCACUGCCAAAGCUUUGGAAUUGUUGCCCGAGGCUUCUAGGACUCUCUAGCCCAAAUUCACAUUGCCAGUAAUCCCCAUGGUGCCAAAUUGUGGGAUGGUUUUUACAGUCUUUUAGAAAUGAAGCUGGGAAUGACAGCGUGUUUAUGAGCCCCCAGCAAGAUGCCAACCCCAGGCCUUCAUGAAUCACUGCUCUGCUGCUGAUCCAUUAGCAAUCUGUACUCUUAAAAUGGAUUGGGAUUGGGGUAGAGGUGGGGUGGGCAGGGAAGUUUUUUAUUUUAAUUCACUAUAUUUGCAAUUCUUUAAUCAAAAGAAUAAACAAUACUUAUACAGAAAGCUCCAAAGCUAGUUCUCAAGCAAAGCCUGCAUUUUUCAUGACCAACUUGCCCAAGGUACUUAACUCUGAAGUCUCUGUUCUAAUACAAGACUAUACAAUGUGUGCACAUUACUGGUACCCAGUGGCUACAUUGUAUUCCUUGAUGUGGAUUAAAGAUAUUGGCUUUUUAAAUCUUGUAUAUGUAAUAAGAGUAUUACAGAGAGCAUUUUAUAGAAUGAAGGGGCAUAUACAAGCUGGAUAAUUUAAAACAGGCCUUAUUAGAUGCAAGUGGCAAACAGGACUGCCUGAGAGUGAGGGCAUCAUUUUAAGCCAAUCUGAAGUGAUCCUGGAAAUUGUAUGGCUCCUUUUGGAACAGAUAAAUGGGGUAUCUGGCAACACAUGAGGGAAUCACAGGAGCAAUCCCUCAUUCCUUUACUGGGUGCACCUUUAUUUUCCUGAUUUUUUCUUUUUUUGGUGGCGGUGGAGGGUAGUUUCCAGAUCUCCUAACUCUCUUACAGUGUGUCAACUCAAAAGGUUUAGGUUUAGAAACGGCAAGAUUUCAAUGUGUUUUUAAAAGCACAGAAAUACUUUUGAUGAGACUUGAUUUUCCAGUGAUUUCAGAAAAGCAUUUUUUCUCCUUUUGACCCAUCACUAGACUGAGCUUUGCUUGUAUUCCCUGAAAAUUGCCUUAGCACAUCACACCAGCAUUCCUGACGCAGCUCUAAAGAAAUGACGUGAUUAUUAGACACUAUGCUGGGGUUCAUUUAAUGGCAUCUGCAUUAAAUCACUGGUAUCUAGAUGUCUGAGCUAGUUAGCUGCAUCCUGCAGGAGUAAUAGAAUCCAGUGUUCCCCAAAACAUGUUCCAUAGAACACAAGUUCCAAAGUUGCUCUUCCAAAUAUAGGGUUCCAGAAUCAAAUGAGUCUGGGAAACGCAUAGUGUUUUAGAAAGUUAGUGCGUACAAGCACAUCAAAGGAUCUAAAUUAGAUCCUGCAGGGGAAAACAAAACACACCACGUGUGUAACUUCAGUUAGCUUAGUGUUUUUAAGAUUAAUUUGACCACAGAAACGUUUUUUGAGUAAUACCCGGUAACAUUCCAAGGAACUUGUCUUCCACCAAACCCACUUUCAGAAAUUCCGGUAUAUCAAAAUAUUGCCGUUUUCUCCUUCAUUCUGACUCUUGUAUAUGUAAUAAGUCAUAUGUAAUAUGACUCUUAGUAGUAGCAGUACAAUUUGUAAUUUAGAAGCACUAAUCCUUUCACCCUGGUGGCGUAGUGUUUAAGCGCUACAGCUGCUAACAAAAGGUUGGCAGUUUGAAUCCACCAGGCGCUCUUUAGAAACUCUAUGGGCCAGUUCUACUCUAUCUUAUAGGGUUGCUGUGAGUCGGAAUCGACUUGACGACAGUGGGUUUUGGUUUGGUGAUCCUUUCAGCAAGAGGCUGUCUCGUUAGUAAAAGCAGUGUUAAGAAACAUUAUGACUUAACUUGACCAGCAGCAGCAUCGCAUUGAUUGAGAACUAAAAUUCAUGUAGAAUAGCAGAAGCCCAGCAAUCAGUCAGUCUUCAGCCUCUCAACAUGGUCUCCCACCUAUUACAUGAAUAAAAAGUAAGAGCCUUGCAUGGCUAGGCAUUUCUCAAAUUCAUUCCAAGAGUUUUUGGUUGCUUUUUUGUGGUUAUCUUUACUUUCUGGAUUGAAUCAAAAUAAAUAUAUUUUUACAUUUCAUCACUAUGUCACAGUAAAAAGAAAAAAAUGGUGGGGGAGCAUGUUUGACUUUAAUUCAUUUUUAAAUUUUUAACUAGAUUAUUAAAAUUCUUCGUUAUGUAGUAAUAGAAAUAUAAACUUAUUUACUCUGUUGUCUCCAAAUUCAGUAAAUAAUUUGAGAUCA